ACAACCAGAUUUUGCUUAAUUGUUAUAUCAAAUGGAGCUGCUAGCGCCCGGACAUCCGAUUCAUGCGCUAGCGUCGGACGGUACCAUCAGAGCAGCGCUAGCAACAAAAAUUCACGCCGCAACAUUCUCCGAUGUUGCAAGCAACAUGUCCGAUUUCCCCAAAAUCAUUUUUUUCAUGUUGUGCUCCCCUAGGCGUAGGAGCUCAAGCGCGAGCCCAGGACGGACUUCUCCUCCCCCGUGCCAUGAUUUGAAGCCAAAUCCCUUGCAACAUGUCGCAUCUACUCCAAGCAAUCGACUUUCCCCCACCAGAUCAACCAUACGCUCGCCAUCCCCCACCAAUUGUUGCAAGAAAACCUACAGAUCCACCCAUGCCGAUGGUGUCCGCCCACUCUAGAGAUUCAAGCAACGUCCAUGGCGAAUUGAAGUCCACAUCGAUGUUUCAGUUCCGCCAUGCUGAAGGAGCUCCACGGGGGACGGCGGUUGCGACCCUCAAUGCAACAUCUGCCGACGACCCGCAGGUUAGAUCUGCCCUGCCGCCUUGAUUAGAACCACCCAUGAUCUGCCCUGCAGUUUCUGAUGUUUCAAGAAUCUACUGAUGAAUUUUGGCACAUUUAUUGGUAGUUCAUUUGAUCCUUUUGCUGGAACCCUAGGCUGCAACAAGUUCGAGCAAUUACAAUGCAAGCUAUCAUGCUGUUGUGAGGGCUUGUGGAUCCAUGGACGAAGGGCUUGAUAUUGCUCAAAGUAUUUCAUCAAACGCUAGUGAUUGUGUUGAAGUUGAGAUUGCUUCAGAUGAGCAUGUGUACCAUGAAGAUGAAGAUGUGGUAUGUUCUCAACCUAUGGUACCAUAUGUUGGGAUGGAAUUUGACACAAUAGAGGAAGCAAGGAGGGUGUACAAUGAAUAUGCUUACAAGCUGGGUUUUAGCAUCAGUGUUGCAUCACAGAGAACAAGCCAUGUGACCAAGGAAGUGAUUAGAAAGGAAUUUGAAUGUUCUCAUGCAAGGAAGCCAAACGAAGAGGGUGGAGUCAGCACCUCAUCUAGCACACAGACAGCACCUCAGCUAGCACAUGAUCUCGAAACACAAAGGGCGUCGAAGAAAAAAAGUGCAUCAGCCGUAUUGACCACUGCAUCGAGGAAGCGCAAGACUAUCAAGAAGUAUGAUUGCAAGGCCCACAUGGCUGCUGGGCUGCGUGAUGGAAAAUGGAAAGUCAUUGUCAUGCAACCAGAACAUACUCAUCCAUUGGUGAAAAAACUUGUGAGGAGAAAACUGCUAAGGUCACAUCGAAGCAUUUCCUGGGCUGAUUAUGAGCUGUUGAAAACACUACACCAUAGGAACAUCAGCACCACACAAAUCAUGGGCAUCCUUGCUGACUUUCAUGGUGGAGUAGGCAAUCUUACAUUUAGCACCACGGAUGUUUCGAACAUGAGGACACACCUGCAAGUGUGGGCUGAAUUUCAAGGAUAUGGUUGCAACAUUGGAGUAUUUUCAGAAGUUGCAAGCUGAGAGUCCAUCCUUUUUUUUAUGCAGUCAUGAUUGACAGUGGUAAUGCUGUGAGGGGUUUGUUCUGGGUUGAUGGAUGGACAUGGGAACUGUACAAGACCUUCAGGGAUUGCAUAUUCUUUGACACAACUUUCUGUACUAACAAAUAUGACAUGCCAUUUGCCCCGAUUGUUGGGAUAAAUAAUCACUUGCAAAGCAUACUACUUGGAUGUGCCUUGCUUCCGGAUGAAUCUACUGAAACAUUUGUGUGGGUCUUGCAAGCACUAAAGGAGGCCAUGGGUGGGCUGGAACCAACCAACAUAAUGACAGAUCAAGAUAAGGCAAUGAAAGUUGCAAUAGAACAAGUGUUCCCUAAUGCAACACACAGAUGUUGCAAAUGGCAUGUGCUAAGCAAGGCAACAAAAAAGUUUGCUUGGUUGAUAAGCAAUGAAAAAGACUUUGCCAAGGAGUCUGACUACUGUGUUAAUCAUACUGAAACAAUAGAUGAAUUCGAGAUGUUACGGCAGAAGCUAGAAGACAAAUAUAGCUUGCAAGAGAAUGAGUUCUUCCAAAGUAUCUCUUCAACAAGGAAAAUGUGGGCGCCUGCAUACUUCAGAACUUACUUCUUCCCUUUUACUGACACAACGGGCAGGUCGGAAUGUAUGAACUCAUUAUUCAAGAAAGUGGUGCACCCACAGGAUUCAGUGUUGCAGUUUUUCACCCAAUAUGAAUACAUCAUGGAUACUAGAGCUGAGAGGGAAAAUGUGGAAGCCUGCAAAUGGGAAAUUUCAUAUCCACCGCUCUGGGCAAGUUAUGACUUUGAAAAACAAGCAGCAAACUUCUACACUCGUAAUGUGUUCUCUAAAUUUCAGGAGCUGCUUCAUGAUUCCAGAAAAUUCAGGAUGGUCGACAUUGCUGAAGAUGAUGAGAGUUUGUCAAUUCGGAUAGUACACCCAAACUCUAGCAGAGUCCGUAUCGUGUCAGUUAGUAAUGAUGCAACAUCUUAUUUGUGCUCCUGCAACAUGUUUGCCCGAGAUGGUCUCCUAUGUCCUCAUAUUCUGAAAGUUUUUACCAACCGAGAUGUCCAAGAAAUUCCAGAUAAAUACUUGCAUAGAAGAUGGUCAAAAGAGGCAACAACAAAGAUUCCAGAACAUCUCUCAGGUCCUGAACCAUCCUUUGGAGUUCCAGGUACAAACAAGCUAAAGUACAAUGCAUUGUGUAGGAAAAUGACAGGACUAGCAGCGGAGGCAUGUUCAGGACCUGAAAAGUACACAGUUGCUUCUUCUGGGAUUGAUCAUUUGUAGAGCUUGUAAAGGCAGCGGGGAAAUACAACAAAUGCGCAGCAAAAUGAAGCACCAGUUGUUGAGAUAGACAAUAUGUUGGGGGGACGAGGUUCAACUCAAGCUGGAAUGGUGAAGAACCCGCCAAGGGUAAGCCGUUAGGGGCGUCCAAGGGACAAAGUGGAUAGGAAAAAUUCAAUCAUGCUGCAAGCAACGGAGAAGGCUAUGAAAAAGAAGGGUACAACAAAGAAGAACGCAAAAGUUCCACCAUGUUCAUAUUGCCAUGAAGAAGGUCACGGUGUUCAAACAUGCAAGUACAUGGCCACAGCAGAUCAAAUACUCAGGGAGCUUAAGCAAAUAGAGCUGAAGUUGUAGUCUUUAUCAAAUGUUUCAUCAUACGUAUUGCAACAAAUAGUUUAGUCUUUUGCAACAAUAUAUAUUUUUGUCAAUGAAACAUUAGUAUAAAUAUUACAAUAUCUUUGUUCAACCAA
Panicum hallii is the source of this 3249-nucleotide messenger RNA. RefSeq names its product protein FAR1-RELATED SEQUENCE 3-like. Lineage: Eukaryota; Viridiplantae; Streptophyta; Magnoliopsida; Poales; Poaceae. Bases 1529 to 2782 code for a protein of 417 amino acids. The record is from RefSeq and is a predicted model, not a curated record. The transcript has 2 exons. Gene Ontology annotation, biological process: regulation of DNA-templated transcription. Gene Ontology annotation, molecular function: zinc ion binding.